Messenger RNA from Botrytis fragariae, 882 nucleotides. RefSeq names its product putative hydrolase or acyltransferase of alpha beta superfamily protein. The transcript has a single exon. Bases 1 to 882 code for a protein of 293 amino acids. Gene Ontology annotation, molecular function: epoxide hydrolase activity. The record is from RefSeq and is a predicted model, not a curated record. Lineage: Eukaryota; Fungi; Ascomycota; Leotiomycetes; Helotiales; Sclerotiniaceae.
AUGACUGCCGUACAUCUCAAAACUAUCAACGCCGAUGGCGUCGACAUCUUUUAUAGAGAAGCCGGGCUCUCUGAUGCUCCUACGCUCCUUCUCCUUCACGGCUUCCCUAGCUCGUCUCAUCAAUACCGCAAUCUGAUUCCUCUUCUAUCUAAGAAAUAUCACAUCUUAGCCCCGGACAUCCCUGGAUUUGGGUUUACUACAGUUCCUGAGAGCCUCAACUACAAGUACACAUUUGAUGCUUUAACCACUUCCAUCGAGUCUUUCUUGCGUGAACUAAAAGUUCAAAAAUACUCAAUCUACCUCUUCAACUAUGGCGGUCCAAUUGGACUACGUCUUGCGAUUCGUCAGCCAGACGCCAUACAAUCAAUAAUCUCCCAGAAUGGCAACGCAUAUACCGAAGGACUCGGUGGUUUCUGGGCCCCUCUUGAACAGAUGUGGGCAACCAAAACACCUGAAGAACUCGCCUCUUCCAGAGAAUCCCUCAAAGGAGUCAUCUCCCUUGAUUUCACCAAAUGGCAAUACGUCACCGGAACCCCUGAGACCAAUCUCCACAAAAUCGCACCAGAGUCUUAUACCUUGGACUAUGCUCUAAUUUCCCGUCCUGGAAACACGGAAAUCCAACUUGACCUUUUUUACGAUUAUCGUACAAAUAUUGAUUUGUAUCCAGAGUUUCAGAAAUUCUUUAGGGAGUCAAAUGUACCAAUUCUAGCGGUUUGGGGAAAGAAUGAUGAGAUUUUUGUUCCGGCUGGGGCGGAGGGGUUCAAGAAGGAUAGUAAGAAUGUGGUCGUGGAGUAUUUGGAUGCGGGACAUUUCGCUCUGGAGACUAAUGUUGAGGAGAUUACAGAUGCGAUUUUGAGGUUUAAAGAGAAGUUUGGGCUUUGA